Contarinia nasturtii (swede midge) is the source of this 3141-nucleotide messenger RNA. RefSeq names its product box A-binding factor-like. The record is from RefSeq and is a predicted model, not a curated record. Gene Ontology annotation, biological process: cell fate commitment; positive regulation of transcription by RNA polymerase II; negative regulation of transcription by RNA polymerase II. Bases 71 to 2398 code for a protein of 775 amino acids. Lineage: Eukaryota; Metazoa; Arthropoda; Insecta; Diptera; Cecidomyiidae. The transcript has 8 exons. Gene Ontology annotation, molecular function: zinc ion binding; DNA-binding transcription factor activity, RNA polymerase II-specific; RNA polymerase II cis-regulatory region sequence-specific DNA binding.
UGUUCAUUCACUUUUCGGCACUUUUUUUUUCGAAUAAAAUUCAUUUUUCAUAAAUUGAAACGAACAAAUAAUGACAACGAAGGAGUAUCGAAUUGAAACGGACUCUGAAACAUCAUACUGUGAACUAAACACAGUAAUUUUGAAUAGCAGUACGAGCCCGUUGCUCGAUGGUUGUGUCGUAUAUAAAACCAGUGGCGAUAACUUCCAAGCAAAUCAUUCAAAAAUAAUCACGCAAGCGAGUGACAACAUAUCUGCAUCAGCGCAUACCAUAGCAUCGUCGUCUGUGGCCGAAACAAAUAACAAUAUCUCCAGAACGUCAACUAUAUCGUUAUCAUUGUCGUCGCCUUUAUUGUACGCGUUAUCGUCUUCGUCGUCGUCGUCGCUGUCUUCCAAUUUGAAAAAUAGCCGCGAUUCAAGCAAUUUCACGUCAAAAUAUAACAACAACAACAACAUUCACAACAAUAACAGCAGUGACAUGGUAUUGCAACAACAUCAUUCACAUCAUUCGAUUCAGCCGUUGAUUGAAUCGGAUCAUUACCAUGAUCAAAAUUCGCCAGUUUCCAGUUCAGAUACAGCGUUGUUGCGAAGCAGUUUAAUCUACAUGUAUUCACCGUACACAACCGUCACUUCAUCAUCAUCACCGCCAUCAAAUCAUUACCAUCAAGUCGUUUCACAUCGUCCAAUUGGAGCAACAACGAUCGAUGAGGUUAUUGCCGACACACUUAAAGAUGAACACUGCACAAUGAUCGACGGAAUAAACAAUAAUUCAAAUGGUGUUCUUGUCGCAAAUGUUAACUACAAUGGAAAUCAUUCGGCUGCAAAUAGUGAUGAUGGUGAAAAUAAUUCACGUAGCCCAAAUAACAAUCAUUUAACACACCAUGAUGAAUAUGAAGGGUUGCAAAGUUUUACACAUUUGACCAAUGCCACCGAUACCAGUCCAUCCGUGUUGAAUCGCGACAGUGUAUACAGUGGAACCACACUUUUCACACCAAAUACAUCGGCUGCCCCUUCAUCUGCAAUCAUCCAUCCUAUUCAAACGUACGAAAGUGUUUUGCAUCCAGCUACACCCGGCAGUCCUGUAUUUCCAACGCGUACAACAUACACACCGUCAUCAAGUAAUUUGCAUUACUUCAAUCCAAGCCCAACCGAAUCACAAAUGUGGUCAACGAGUGCGCACAAUGAAGAAUUUGAUCGUCCAAAGAGUGGAGCGCUGCCCGAUUUUCAACGGCUAACCAACUCGUACUAUUCAAAUGGACGAACAAUCAACUAUACUUCACAAGUGAACGAAACAUGGCCAAGCGCCUAUGAAACAAGUCCGGUUGCUUAUGCUACAUCACCACCAAACAGUGUGGCCGUACGUCGAUCUCAUAUUUCAGCCGCUGCUUCACUCACAGCAAUAGGCUUAGAUGCUGAUAUAUUUACGGAAGGUCGUGAGUGCGUGAAUUGUGGUGCGAUUUCAACACCAUUGUGGCGUCGAGACGGAACCGGGCAUUAUUUAUGCAAUGCCUGCGGUCUUUAUCAUAAAAUGAACGGAAUGAAUCGACCGUUAGUUAAACAGCCGCGACGAUUGAGUGCAAAUCGGCGCAGUGGUUUGCUUUGCUCGAAUUGCCAGACAAAUCAGACAUCGUUAUGGCGUAGAAAUCAACACGGUGAACCAGUCUGCAAUGCAUGCGGAUUGUACUACAAGCUGCACAAUGUAAAUCGGCCGCAGGCCAUGAAAAAAGAUACCAUUCAAACACGAAAACGCAAACCAAAGGGUAGCAAAAGUAGUGAUGGCGCAUCAACAAAACGGUCAAGUAACUCAAAUAUCAACAACAAUAACAACAGCAGCACCAAUAAUAACAACAACAAUUCAAUUCUCCUCGAAUCGGCAAAUGAUUUACGUAGCUUGACAGCCUCUCUUAAUCAACCGAUGACGGCAAUUGUUCAUGCACAAAAUUCACCGCCGUCAAUCAAUGGUUCAGUAUCGCAAGUCGAGACAAGCAAUCAAACACCUCCAUUGUCACCACGAUCGUACUCUGGACAAAUUCCGUCGCCAAUUUUCACCAACAGCACACCAAACACAUCAAUGAACAAUACUCGUGCCACAAGCUAUUUGCCACCGUAUGUUAGUGUGCCACAAUCUCAAGCAAUGGUCGAAAUGUAUUCAUCAGCCGCAUACAGUCCGAUAUCAUCACCAUAUUACACAUUAACGCCGGGCAGUUUAUUGGCUGACCAUGAAGUUAAAGUCGAGGCAAUGCCACAUUCACCACACAGCAUUCACUCGCAGCAUCAACAAAUGACACACAUGAACCAACACAGUCGUAGCCCAUCUAUUGAUGAUGAACGUGAACUUCAAUCUCAAAUCGUUUCACGCAAUCUCGAACGUCCAUCGGUCGUUAACAUCAAAAUGGAAUAAGGACAAGAGUUAACUAGUUCAUUAGCGUUUAAGCUUUGGGCAAAUUCUUUCUCCACAUUCAAUUUUAUUAGUUUUAUCAAAUCUACGCUAGCGUACCAAAUAACGAGACACACACACACAUAUGCGCACGCAAAUCGCAUAAUUAGUGUGAGAACAAACAAUUGUUCGAUUCGAUUUUUUUUCUUUCCAAAUGUUAAUGCUCAUUUUGUGUUACCAUUUUCGGUAAUUGCACACAUAUUGUAUACGUUUAUGUAAUCGUUUUUUAAGUGUUUCUUUUUGUAAAAUUCUACAAAUUGAAUAGAAUCAAACAAUCGAAUCGAAUGUUUUGCUAUUCAAUCUGUUACAGUUCUUUUCCAUUUCAUAAUUCAAUUUGAUGUUAAUUUUAGAAAAAAUAGAAGAGAACGAAAGAAAAUAACGUUUGCAAUUUUUCUUGGCAAAAUAAUUGCGUUACAUUUUAUUUUCGAUUGAAAAGUUUGUUUUAAAAAAAUUGUUAAAUUUAGUAAUUAUAAAAUCUUUAUUUGUGCGAGUUUCAGUCGGAAGACUUAAAAAUAAGUUUGUAUCUGUUAAUAUAAAAAAAGUUAAAAUUGCUCAAUUUUCAUAUAGAGAUGAAAAUCACUUUGAUUAAUUGUUAGUAAAUAAGUAGAAGAAAAUUUGGCACUUUUUGGUAUACGAAAUUUAAAAAAAAUAUAUAUUAGUAAAAAAGAAGAUCUGAAAUAAAAUUAUGUUUAUAACUAUGGGAUGUA